Molecule: messenger RNA, 3467 nt
Organism: Ceraceosorus guamensis
Lineage: Eukaryota; Fungi; Basidiomycota; Exobasidiomycetes; Ceraceosorales; Ceraceosoraceae
Exons: 1
Coding region: 329-3226 (965 amino acids)
Source: RefSeq, a predicted model, not a curated record
CGUUGGAAUAAUUAAGCCUCAUUCAUCUAGCCCAGUCUGCGCAAUAUAAGGCGUGACUUCACACCCUCAUCCUCUGCGAGAGUGGUCUGCAAGCGGGCUUUGAGGAGGCGCGAUGCCAUGUAUAGACAGACAUUCGGAGAAGGGGAGGGGGGAGGCAGAUAGGCGUGGGGCUGUCUGUGGAUGGCGAGCAGCAGCAAGACCAGAUCCGGCCACGAGGGGCCAUCUGCGCCUAUGGAUCAGAGAAGAUGCUUCAACGACGACUACCAUCUCGCCUCCUCUUCCGAAACGCAUUUGAUUGCAUCUUGAAACUCUGCACGCGGACACAACGAUGGCUUCCACGAAGCCUGGCAAUAGCGCAAGCGCAAGUCCAAACUUUGUACGCAGUCGGUAUGAACAGUACAAGCGUGACACCAAAGAAAUUGCCAAUUGGCUCGGUAAAGAAGCGCUCAGGAACGGGUUCGAUCUGGGAGACUCAGUAGCAAGUAUGCUGGGCGCAGGAUACGAGGAGAACAAUGAAAAGAAGAGGAAGAAAAACAAGAAGAAGAAGAAGACAAUGAAGCACAAGAGCGAAGGGACCGCAUGCGUCUCGACACCCCUCGCGCAGCUCAGCUUGGGCGAAGCGCACCAUCCUGCAAAGGAUGACGAUGCAGCGGUUGCCUCUGCUGCUGAUGUCACGACAAAGCACGGUCCCCCUGAGCAAAAUCUCAAGGGCAGAUACAUUCUCAAGACGUACCACUACAAACAAAUUGCACAUUACCUGGUCCAAAAACACGUGACCAUACCCAUCGAGGUCAGAAGACUCGUGCGACGAUGCAGCAUCCGCAGAUCAAGGUUUCUCGAGGACGCUGCCGAUGAUGCCGCUUAUUGUGCCAGCGGUCAUGGCCACUUCAUCAAAGUUCUGGAAGAUGUGAGCAAGAUUUUUGAAAGCUCUGCAGUACCCGACAACAAUACGAAGCCAACGAACGCUGCCGAAAAACGCACUUUUUGUGAAGCGCAAUCACACAACGCGUUUGCAACGCUUGCCAACCUGGCUGAUGAGGAACAGGGCACAGAUGUUCCUGACGUCUUCUUGCCCGCGAGCAAGCCCCUCAAAGGGCAGAAAGACUUGGCUGACCAGGCUUCUUUUGAGGUGGAGAUCAACAAGGACUAUGCAAUCACUCUCCUGCUCAGUUUUUACGGCGAUCUUAACGAAGUCAGGGAGCAUGUCAGAAAGCUCUGGAUCGAUUAUCGCGAGGGUCGUAUAGACCUGAUCACAGCGGCCGUUACCAGCAAUACUGCUCUCGAAUUACUCCGCGAGCCGCACGAGGAGGUUAUGAAGACCAUCAGCACAUUUUUUGAUGAGUGGCGAGAUGCUCUUCAUCCGCUCUAUGUGGCGCGCCAAGGGCAGGUCGUACGCUGGUCACAAGUCGUCAUGGACAUGCCGCAAUAUGACGACCCUCAGCUCGGAAACUUUCCUCAAUCAGUCCACGACACAUAUGACUACCUCAUGAUCCCUGCGACCGCCGUCUUACAGCUCUUCAAGGAUGGACCACCACUGGAGCAGUGCUUUCGUGGAAAAGAAACGCUACCAAACGUUGGACACCGUCUCGAUAACACGCAUCCCACUUACGUGGCGACGACUGAUCCUCAGCUCUGGGACUAUUUGACGCGCGUUCAGCAGUUGAAGAUCAUAAUUUGCGAGUGCUUUCUCGACUACUGGUUCGUACAAAGCUCCAAAGUCGAAUUCUCCAAGCCGGUACACGAUGACACCCAAGACCUACCAAUCGAUGAUGCACCCCGACUUGUGGGCCGACUCGAACCGACCCACCACUACUUUCCCGAUGAGCUAUCCGUUGAGAUGGAGCGCUUCAAGACGACAAACGACAUCAGUCUAUUGCUCGUCUUCUACUCCCAGAUUCUCGUUGAUGUGGCGUGGACUCUCGGAACCCAGACACAGGAAGCUUACGAUGCCUUGAUCGGCGUGCUCAUUGAGAUGGAAAAGAAUUUGAUCAGACGCAAGCUGGUCGACACCAAUUCGAAACCUUGCGAUCACAAAAGCUGGCACUCCAAUGCACAGUGGAUAAACUAUUUCCAACAGAGAGUCAGGACGUUCGCCAACUUCAACAUUGUCAAUGACAAUAGGCAAAAGUUUCUUUGGAAAUUUUGGCCCUCGUACGAUGGCCCAUGGGAGAGUAGGAUGCUUCCACGCAACCCCAUCCUCUGCGGUGUGCAGCUUUUCAAUUAUCAGCUCGACUAUCGGGCCUAUGGUCGAGCCUUGGCGAACCAAUACGAUUCCAUCAUUACUACUGCCCACUUAGUCCUCGCUUGCCGCCGCCACGAAGUGUUCACUGGGGGCAAAGAUGACGGCCUCGAAUGGCCAGAUCUUGACUUUGUCAUCGGGCUUCACGGCAUCAAAGAUAUUUUUGGCGGACCGGUGCCUCAAUCGUUCACGCAAUCGAUCUGCACUUCCAUGCUUUACGCGAAGCUCGAUCGGCAAGACAUAGAUUUGGUGAACCGCCACUUCCGCGGCUCUAGCACGGAUGCGCACCAUGAAGCCGAAUGGGAUCGAAGAGAGUAUCACUGGGAAAAUGCGAACAUCAAAGGAUUGUCCGACCCCUCGCACCUGCUCACCAUUUUCAGAGAGAAGUCCGGCAUCUCACGAGCUUCCACGCAUAUCGACAUUGACUAUCUGGAAGGAAUUCUGCGCAGACUGAAACGCCAAGAAGACCCCGAGGCGAGCGAUAAGGAACUGGCAGGUGAUAAGCGCAGUAAACGCAGCAAAAGACAGGCGUCGAAGCUUUUGAGACGUGAACGCAAGCAUCAGGAGCGCAAGUAUUCCAUUGUUCAGCUUCUCUCCGUCCUCGAGGCCGGUCUGCAUAGCGAGGCGACGGGGAUACGCUUCGACUACAUGUCACUGCAUACGAGGUGCAACCAAUUUCUGCAGAUGGCAGAGAAGGAGAUCGAGAAGAAUCCUUUCUUCAACGAUUUGAACAGCGUGUUGGGCUGGAGCCAUUCUUGGAGUGGCAACACGAGAUUUCUCUAUGCAAUUCUAAUCUCUGUGAGAUUCUGCCUGGACAAGACAAUAGAAGGGGCGCGGCAGAUGGGCUUCCCGAUACGUGUGCUCAAGCGCGCACCAUUGGCCGCCUUUGAGGCUUGCACAGAAGCGUUGCGCCAUUUUCUCGAACUAGACCCGUCAGAGCUCGAGCCCAAGCGGCCGACUAUGAUGCCAGUUCGUAGCGCGCACUAAUCAGGGCAGGGCUUCUGCAGUUCUACAGAACAUUCAUCGCAUAACUCCCUCCCUCGAUAGCAAAGAUGUGACCCCUCACAUCUCGAUGGCUUUCAGCGCCAGGUCCCGGAAUUGUGCCUUCCUUUGGACCGACUUGCGACCGGAGGAGUGCAGCGAAGCGCGCCGAUCUUUUCCCACGCGAGCAGGCGGACCGCUUCGCUAGAUCGAAACUUUUUCUUGUCCUCCCAAAUCUCCAACGGCA